AUGGAGUUUUAUAAAAAUGAAAUAACUGAGUUGCUUCAAAAGGUCUUCAGAUUGCAUAAGUUCCUCCAGAUUGUUAAAUCCAAUGGUCUAGUUGUUUCAGCUAAGAAAAUCAAGUUGUUUCAAACUAAUGUCAGAUUUCUUGGUUUUAAUAUCUGCCAGUCACAGAUUUCACCAAUUGAUCGAGUCAUUCAGUUUGCUGAUAAGUUUACUGAUCAAAUUCUUGACAAGAGUCAGCUUCAGAGGUUGCAGAGUAAUCCUCCUCCUUGGUCGUCUGCUCACACUGAAAUUGUCAAACAAAUCAAGGUUCAUGUCAAGACACUUCCCUGUCUUGGUAUUCCUUCAAUCGAUUCUUUUAAAAUAGUUGAAACAGAUGCCUCUGACAUCGGUUAUGGUGGCAUUCUCAAACAAAGAGUCAGUCCAUAUCAACCAAAACAAAUCAUUCGUUUCCAUUAUGGCAUUUAG
Messenger RNA from Prunus armeniaca (apricot), 462 nucleotides. NCBI's taxonomy places the organism in Eukaryota, Viridiplantae, Streptophyta, Magnoliopsida, Rosales, Rosaceae. The record is from the annotation of a GenBank genome assembly.